AUGCCUUUCACAUGUAGUGUCCCUGGUUGUUCAGGGAAUUACAAAAACAAAGAAAAAGUAUCCGUUUUUAGCUUCCCUUCUGAUGUGGAGCUGAAGAAGCAAUGGCUGCAUGCUAUUCGGCGAAAAGACUUCACUCCUUCAAAAAAUGCUAAGGUCUGUGAAAAUCAUUUCAGAACAUCUGAUAUUAUAAGAGAAGCGUCUGCCUUUGAUGAUAAGACAGGUCGUCUUAUCACUGCACCUCUUCGAUAUCCUCGUCUUGCACCAGGAGCAGUUCCCAUUCUUCUCCCAAACUGUCCACAAUAUUUGUCAGCCCCGCCCCGUCACGUGAGUGAGAGCGGCGCAGCCAGGAUGAGCAAGAUUGGCGUCCUGAGCCUGGACCAAGAGAUCGGAGCGAGCGACGCCGUCCUGCUCGACCCCCUCACCGAGGAGGCAUUCCUCGCGAACCUGCACCAGCGCUUCAAGAGGGACCAGAUCUACACGUACAUCGGAAACGUGGUGGUAUCUGUGAAUCCGUACAAGAAACUGGCACUGUACACCACGGACGUCAUCCACGCCUACCAACGCUGCUGCAUGUACGAGCUACCACCACACAUAUACGCUUCGGCCGACGCCAGUUUCAGGUCCAUGAAGGAUCGGAACAUCGAUCAGAGCGUCAUCAUCACUGGAGAGAGUGGUGCGGGGAAAACAGAAGCUUGCAAGUGUGUGAUGCAAUACUUAGCCAUGGUUUCCGGUUUUACGAGCGAUCUUGAAUGCAUCAAAGAACAGCUAUUGCAAUCCAACUUCGUUUUAGAAGCCUUUGGAAAUGCAAAAACUCAUAGGAAUGACAAUUCAUCGAGAUUUGGCAAAUAUAUGGAAAUUGAAUUCGAUUUCAAAGGCUGUCCAGUUGGGGGAUCAAUCACUAAUUACCUCUUGGAAAAGUCUAGGGUUGUGGUCCAAGCUCAAGGGGAAAGAAAUUUUCAUAUAUUUUAUCAACUGCUCAGUGGCGCCGACGUACACCUCCUCAAGAGCCUGAAGCUGCAACGCAACGCAGACAAGUACCAGUUCCUCCAUGAAAGCCGGUGCCUCCUCGCCAACAACAUCGACGACAAGUCCUCUUUCGCCACCACAAAGAGGGCUUUCGAGAUGCUGGGCUUCAGUGCCGAGGAGACGCACUCGACCUUCCAAGUGGCCUCAUCCGUGCUCAAACUAGGGAACAUCCAGUUCCAACCGCGGGCCAACAUGGACGGCACAGAGAGCUGCUCUCUCAUUAACGAGUACGAAGUGUAUGAGAUUUGUGAAUUACUGCAGGGAGAAGUUUCUGUUUUACAAGCCGCUCUUACGCAAAGAACCGUCGAGACGAGGCAUGACGUGAUCGUCACGGAUCUGUCUGCGACGGAGGCCAACUAUGCGAGAAAUGCCUUAUGCAAAGCUUUGUACAGUCGCCUAUUCAACUGGCUGGUGAACAGAAUCAACGACACGAUCAGGGCGAAAAGGAUAGGUAAAAGAAAAUGUAUUGGGAUGCUAGACAUUUAUGGGUUUGAAAUUCUGGAGUUUAACUCGUUCGAACAGCUCAUUAUAAAUUAUUGCAACGAGAAACUCCAGCAAAUUCUAAUAGAGCUCACUCUUAAAGCAGAACAAGAAGAAUACAUCAAAGAGGGUAUCCAAUGGGAGCAUAUAGAUUAUUUUAACAAUGCUGUCAUAUGUGAUCUCAUCGAAAAGAAUAAUCACGGCAUUUUGGCCAUGCUAGACGAAGAGUGCCUUCGGCCCGGUCCCGUGAACGACGAGACCUUCCUGUACAAGCUGACGCAGGCCUGUCAAGACAACCCCUACUUUGAGAGCAGGGGCUGUCGUAACUUCAUCGCCGACUCAACGCUCCCCCACAACUGCUUCCGCGUCAGACACUACGCCGGAGCCGUGACUUAUUCAGUAACGGGUUUUAUUGACAAGAACAACGAUAUCCUUCACAGAGAUCUGUCCCAAGCAAUGUACCGAACGGGACAACCCUUACUCAAAACCCUCUUCCCUGAAGGGAAUCCCAGGAGGACCACACUCAAAAGGCCAACCACGACUGCCACUCAGUUCAGGAUAUCGGUUGGAGCACUUAUGAAGAGUCUUCAGGGAAGGAACGCCACCUACAUUCGAUGCAUUAAGCCAAAUGAACUGAAACAGCCAAUGAUUUUUGAAAUGGCGCUUGUUCAGCAUCAAGUCAGGUAUCUAGGGUUGCUGGAGACGGUGCGCAUGCGCAAGGCUGGCUACGCGCACCGCCAGGACUACGAGUCGUUCCUGUCCCGAUACAAGAUGCUGUCCAUCCACACGUGGCCGCAGUGGUCCGGCCUGCCCGUCGAGGGCGUCACCCACCUGCUGAGGGACCUGCCCGUCCAUGCCUCCGAGUACGCCUUCGGCAGGACCAAGCUCUUCCUCAGGACCGGAAAGACGCUGUACGACUUGGAGCUGUUUCGGAGCGAGAGCCUCCACGAGCUGGCCACACUGAUCCAGAAGGUCUUCCGCGGAUGGGUACACCGCAGACUCUUCCUGCAGAUGAGGAGGAGCCAGAUCAUGCUGGCCACCAACUACCAAGCCUGGAAGUUUUCCGUGGACGUUGAAGAGGGCGGAAGUUCGUGCCUGGAUCGAUGCGGACCGACCACCCUGUGGGCCUGCUACGUCAUCUGGGCCGCCUACCUAGGCUGGAAGGUGAGACCUGAUAACAACCGAAACCAUCAAACAUCUCUCUCUUUCUCUUCUCUCUAUCUGUCUAGGCGCCGUUACUUGCUGUGGCUAUCCAGGCAUCUCCCUUCGGAAUCUCCACUAUGCCGGGAGUGGCCCCCAUCUCCGAGGUGUCUCCAGGAGACGUCGUACUACCUGCGGAAGCUCUACCACAAGUGGAGGUGCUUCAAGUACCGCCUACGAUAUGAUCAAACCGCCCGUAAUCGCAUGCGAGAGAAGGUGACCGCCAGCCUCAUUUUCAAGGAUAGGAAAGCCUCUUAUCCCAAAAGCGUGUCCCAUCCGUUUCGUGGAGAUUACGUGCGGCUUCGGCACAACGUCAAGUGGAAGAAGAUCGCGGCAGAGACAGGGGACCAGUACGUCGUCUUCGCGGACAUCAUCAACAAGAUCGCUCGAGCGAGCGGAAAGUGCCUCCAAACCCUGUUCGUCGUGAGCACGAGCGCGAUGUUGGUGAUGGACCAACGGACCCUGCAGAUCAAGUAUAGGAUCCCUGCUUCCGAUAUCUUCCGGAUAUCUCUGAGCCCCUUCAUGGACGACCUCGCCGUCUUCCACGUCAGGUCCACCGUGAGUAUCGGACUGUUUUCUAAAAAGGGAGACUUCUUGUUCGAAACGGGUCACGUGAUCGAAAUCGUGACGAAGCUGUUCCUCGUCAUACAGAAUGCCACUGGAAAGCCACCAGAAAUCAAUAUCGCCACCGAAUUCGAGGCAAACUUCGGAAAGGAGAUGGUUUUGUUAUCUUUCAAGUGCGCAGGUCUGCCAGAGGUCCAGCCGGGGCAAGUCAAGAUCUAUAGGAGGGGGAAUCGGAUGGAAGUGGUUUUAUGA
This is a messenger RNA of Uloborus diversus, 3522 nucleotides long. Its product is annotated as unconventional myosin-Ia-like. The transcript has 30 exons. The coding region runs from base 1 to 3522 and encodes 1173 amino acids. Gene Ontology annotation, molecular function: actin filament binding; ATP binding; microfilament motor activity. The record is from RefSeq and is a predicted model, not a curated record. Gene Ontology annotation, biological process: vesicle transport along actin filament; actin filament organization. Gene Ontology annotation, cellular component: myosin complex; actin cytoskeleton; plasma membrane. Lineage: Eukaryota; Metazoa; Arthropoda; Arachnida; Araneae; Uloboridae.